AGGGUUUAAUGAUGAACAAGAAAUAGGGUCUGUCCUGGCUCUCUCUCGUGUUUUUCCCUUUUGCUCUCACUGGUGCCCUCCUCCCAUUCCGUAGGAGCAGAGCAUGUGUAUCCAGUUUGUAUAAUGCAGUCAAAACCCUAAAACCUGGCCAUCACACCGUCUCAGAAGAUCGUUUUUCGACCGACCUUCACUCGUAGUCUCUGACUCUCUAGAUAAUAUGGCGGAGCGUCCUGUACAUGAUCAACAACAUCAACCUGAUCCGCCCCUUCAGUCCGCAACAGCUCCAAAGGAAGACAUGAUGGCGUGCCUGUUGGCGUUAGAGGCUGCUUUGCUUCCAUGUUUACCUGCUAGAGAACUCCAAGCAAUAGACCGUUCUCCUCACCCUUCUCACCAGAUUGAUGUGGAGAGGCACGCCAGAGAUUUCAUGGAGGCUGCUAAGAAACUUCAAUUGUACUUUAUCAGUCUGCAACGUGAAGAUCAACCAACUAAGGCUGAAACACUUGUAAAGGAGAUCGCUGUGAUGGAGGAAGAGUUGAAGAUAAAGAACGAGAUCAUCAAUAAGCAAGAGAAUCUUAUUCAAGGGUGGAGAAAAGAGUUGAAAGACCAACUAUACAGACACCAUACUGAGUUGGAGAGGGUGUAGUCAGUGAGCAAUAGGAAUGGUCUUAAUCAAACAACCUUUAGUUUUCGGAAACAAUUUCUUGGUAAAUCUAAUAUGACCAUUGCUUUGUCUUUCUCUGGAGGUUUUUUUAAUACCCUCUUGUUGACUACUUUCUCUUCUUUAAAGCUCUCUCUCUCUCUCUCUCUCUCUCUGUGUGCAAAUCCUUCAUGUGCAGCACACGUUAGUCCUCUGUACUUAACCUUGUGUUCUCUUGAGAGCUAGGUUUUGAGGCCGGGAGUUGAAGCAACACAGCUCGACCUGGGUAGUAGCUUUAGAUGUAAAGUAAUUUGUUGUAUUAUUCUUUUGUUAGUGCUUUUGGAUUUCAUUUUUAGUAUUUGAUUUAAAGUUUGGUAUUCCUGAGAAAGCAAACGAGAACAAGUGUCUGUAAACUAGAGGGUUGAAUAAUCAUGUUUUGUAGUGGAUGUAGGCUUGAUUAAUUAGAAUCGUUUUUAGCUGUUGUUUUGAAUUUAUUCUCGCUA
Molecule: messenger RNA, 1140 nt
Organism: Ziziphus jujuba (common jujube)
Lineage: Eukaryota; Viridiplantae; Streptophyta; Magnoliopsida; Rosales; Rhamnaceae
Product: mediator of RNA polymerase II transcription subunit 28
Exons: 4
Coding region: 218-643 (141 amino acids)
Biological process (GO): regulation of DNA-templated transcription
Cellular component (GO): mediator complex
Source: RefSeq, a predicted model, not a curated record